AUGGAUCUACCGGCACAAUUCAUGAUCGAGGAUGAGCUCAGAUCCAUGGGAUCAGAACAGCUAAGGCGUGAGAGGAGUCUGAUAUCAAACGAUCUGAAGUCUCUGCAAGAUCAAAUAGGUGAUUUGGCAUUUAACAACUAUCGGACGUACGCAGAUGCUGGUAGGACCACUCAGCACUGUACAGAGAUUGGCAUCGCUGACAAACUGGUGGAAGCGAGAGCAUUUCUCCUCGAGGAGCUGUUUAACAAAUUUUCUGGCCCUCUUGACCUCGCAUCUUCCAUACAGGUUGUCAAUAAUGUGCGAAAAAUGCCAUACCUUACUCCCACGCAACUGCGAGUUUGCAUUUUGCAACAUAGAGAUAUGUAUUUAGAUCGUCAGAUACUCGAUAUCACGAACCAUCCAGAAUUUGCAAUUCGUGCUAUUGAAAUCUACAGGGAUUGCAUGUAUGAUACGCUUGUGCUAUAUCUUGCUGUAUUCCCAGAAAAUGAGACGAUGCGCAAAGAUGUGUGUUUUCUAAAAGCUUAA
Cylicostephanus goldi is the source of this 525-nucleotide messenger RNA. The record is from the annotation of a GenBank genome assembly. NCBI's taxonomy places the organism in Eukaryota, Metazoa, Nematoda, Chromadorea, Rhabditida, Strongylidae.